GUGAGCACUUGAUGGACAGAGAUAGAUAGAGAGAGAGUGAAAGAGAGUUUGUUUUCACCAAUUUAUCUCUCCCCAUACUUCAUAAAAAGGAGGUUUGUAGAGGAGAUACUCAUUUAGGGUUGGUUGGUUUUCUUUGAGGAAAAAAACACACCAAAAAGAAAAAAGAAAAAAAAAAAAAGAAUGAACCUUUUGGAUUCUGAAUGCAGUAGCGGCUGCGAGUCUGGUUGGACUCUAUACUUGGAACAAUCUUUCCUUUCCCCAAAUAGUAAGAAUGGAGAAAGUGGUAAUUUUUGUAAAAAUAUUGGACAUGACAAAGAGAAAGGAAUCAAAGAAGACCAGGAAGAAGAAGAAGAAGAAGAUCUUUCAAUGGUUUCUGAUGCGUCUUCUGGGCCUCCACAAUAUUUCCAUGAAGAUGAUAACCAACCAGUGCACUUGAAUGACGAGUAUAAGCCAUUUUGCUUUAUGUCCAAGGAUGAUAUUAAGUUGUCCAAGAGCGGUGGAAAAAAAGGGCAGAAAAUGAAAGAUAUUGAUCAUCAGCAGGGCUUACCAUCUUUUCUAGACGACACUGCUAGCUCUCCUGUUUUCAACUUCUCCAAUAAUAUGCAGCAGGACUUUGCUCUGACCAAUAACCAAGGUUCAAUGGAGAGUGUCCUCGAUUACUCACAAGGUUUCUCAGCCAGUACUCAUUUUCAGGGAAGAGUGCCUGCAUUUCAAGACCCCUUUGGAUCAUUCUUACACUCUUCUUUAUCCGGAAACCAACUUCAGGAAAUGAGUAAUGGUUUGAAGGGAAUUAGGAGAUGGAAAUGA
This is a messenger RNA of Morus notabilis, 807 nucleotides long. RefSeq lists its product as uncharacterized. Lineage: Eukaryota; Viridiplantae; Streptophyta; Magnoliopsida; Rosales; Moraceae. The transcript has 4 exons. Bases 181 to 807 code for a protein of 208 amino acids. Gene Ontology annotation, biological process: cytokinin biosynthetic process. The record is from RefSeq and is a predicted model, not a curated record.